Messenger RNA from Emericellopsis atlantica, 192 nucleotides. RefSeq lists its product as uncharacterized. NCBI's taxonomy places the organism in Eukaryota, Fungi, Ascomycota, Sordariomycetes, Hypocreales, Bionectriaceae. The transcript is spliced from 2 exons. Bases 1 to 192 code for a protein of 63 amino acids. The record is from RefSeq and is a predicted model, not a curated record.
AUGCCUUCCAACCAAGACCAGAAGAACGAGGGCGAGAAGGAGUUCAGCAUCCAGCCCAUCAAGGAGCAGGGUCAGGACCCCAAGUUCGCUCCAUUCAACGCCCACCCCGGCCCUGCCAAGCCCCAGAACAUGCCCGAGCAGGAGGGCUCAAAGGAGGACCGUCAGGCCAAGAAGGAAGCCUUGAACAAAUAA